UUAGUCGCUGCCAUCAUGCAUCUUUGUACGGCGUAGCUUGAGGAAAUGAGUCAACGCCGGCAAGAGUCACGUGUAGCCCGUAUUGAGGUUUAUGACUCGCACCUUCCUCAUCUAUAUAUUCAGCACUCUCCUUCGUGCAAGUCCGGACUCCAUAACAGUCACAGCUUCUGGCCAACUGCCUAGUAUUUAUUCGCCUUCAAGUCUGGUAGUUUUCAAUAUCAUUUGCCUGCAUCUUCUCCAUCUUUGACUUCCUCCCUCACGAAUAUUAACACCAUCGCCUCGACUCUGGCACUGGUUUUGACCCUUGCGAUCUCUCAAAGAGUCGUCUCCGCUCUCGUCGGAGACUGAUCUUCCAUCUACAAUCAUGGAGCGGGUUACUAAGGUCUUCUUCGACCCUCUUGCAACUACCAAAGUCCAGAUCCGAGCGCUGCUUGAGAAGCUUCCAGUCGGAUCUGCACAUCCAUUCAGCCCAGAGCGUCGCCUCCUCUGUCGAACAGCUACAGGAAUCAAUGAAAUCGAUAUUUCAUCUUACUCGGAGAACCAUUUCUUCAAUGCGGUGGACUUGGGUGAGCUGGGGCAAACGCUCCAGACCCGCAUGACCAAGUUUGCAGGCCAGCUUCGUGUCUUCAACGCCGAAUACACAGUCCAGCAAGCCCCAACUUCCACCUUCAAAGUCCCAAUCGAGAAAGACAACAUUGCUAUCCUCGCCGUCUCGGAACGCUACCCAACUUACUAUGAUUUGUGCGUGGCAAAUGCAGCUUGCAAGACAUCUUGUUACGGCGCUAGGGCUACUUUUUCUGGCAUGGCACAUAGCGGAGAUAUCAAUGAAGGAACUGAUCUUCUUCAUUACAUUAAGAUUGAUCAGCGGCUAGAGGCUGGAAAGGAGUUUGCGGUCUUUGUAUCCGGGUUUCAAUGCACCAAAUUAACCCGGUUCCGAGAACGCAACCCAGUGGUGAUGAUUGCCAAUCACACUGAGAAGGCUCUGUAUAUCGUACCAGUGCCACUUGACGCAGCCUCUAUCGGAGAAGCCACGAUCUGUUCUGCAGUAGUAUUCAAACGUGAAAGAGACGCUCUCAUCUGUUCCAUACUGCCAACUCCUACCACCGAUCUGGGGAAGAUGUGCUCAGGCGGGUCCUUGCAGAGCACAUCUUUUGGUGCGGCUAUCGCGCGUGCCGACUGGACGAUUUCUGCACCUGCUCUGCCGUCGACAACCGAUCUUGCCGACGCAAUUUCAAAACCCACUCCUACCCCAAAAGGUGCAUUGGCGUCGAACAAGCGAGACGUGGUUUUUGUCACUCAAAUGACAACACUUCCUUCUGUCAUUACACCAAUAACGACGCAGAUCAUUCGAUUUGGAAAAGGGCUAGAGUUUCUCCUUGAAACAGAAGCACUUACCCCAGAUAAAAGCCCAUCUGCAGUGGUACUACCAUGCAUGUUCGGCUCCCAACUAGAGGGACCGCUGCUGCUGGCAACAGGAAAGACACCCAAAAAUAUACCUUUCCAUAACGAAGAAGCUUUGCGGGCAUAUUACGAGAACUUCAAAAGUGUUGUCGUGUUUGUUGACGAACGUAUGACAGACAAUGCCAGAAACCUAGCGACACCUUGGAGGAUCAACGCCGUCUUUGUCAUCCAGACGAAGCAGGCAGCACCUUCUGACGAUGGAGAUGUCAAAGCAUCGCUAGACCUUGUCAACGUCAAUGCCGUCACUGCUCUUUCGGGUCCCCAGUCCUUGGUGUUGGUGGAAACCUCUGGGAAGUUUUACUUCUACAGGGGCAUUGCCAACCGGACGCAUUUCAACACUUCAAACUUGGCUUUUGGUACAGAUGUGACAUCUAUCGUGGAGUCCACCGGACUGGGAUCUUUGUUAGACCCAAGAGUCAAGCGAAUGGUCAACCUCCGCGAGCCAAACACUGUCCUUCUUCCAAACUUGGGCCAGAAAGCUCAGCCAGAAGAUCUCAAAGCCCUGUUCGAAAAGCUCUCUCUCGAUCAAGUGCAAUGUCUAGAGCACGACAUCUCGGCCGCUGUCCCACAACUGCAGGUCCUGUUGAGCCAAAAAGAUCUGAUGGUUCUUUCCCGAGCGUUAAUAUCAAUUCUGUCGAAGAAAUUCGAAGAAGGGAUGGCUCCUUUGAGGGCAGCAUAUAUCAAGUUUUUGACUAAAGCAUUCCAGAUGACGGAUCCUGAGUCGGUCAAAAAGAAAAACCAGAUGCUCAGCGAAUUUAGAAAGGAGACGAAAGGAGUUCAAAAAGCCCUCGAGUCAAUCAUCUCCCACUUGAGCAACAUGAUGUCUUCCCAAACCACCUCAAAGCGGACACAUGACCUCCAACGCCUGCAGCGCCAAGCUGCAAUUCAAAACAAUGUUGAGUCUGUCAAAUCCAUGACGUUCGAAACGUUGGCAGGACUCUUGGAGACGAAAGCGUCUGAAAUGGGUGUCUUGUUUCUCAACAUCAAAACCACGCCUUACAAGCAACUCCUAGGAAACUUGAGAGAUACGUCAUUGGAUGCUGGCCCAUGCUGUGAUCUGGAUUCCAGAACUCUUAAUCUCGAUGGCUUUGAUGCAGGCAUUAUCCUGGAACAAUCACAAGCUGAACAUGAUGGCCCAUUGAGGCAUCAGCAUGGAGCAUCUCAUCCCACCCUUGCCGUGCCGUACCUGUCUCAAGGGAGUGGAGCUGGCUCAAAAUUAGCUUGGGUGUGCUGGGACGAAUUUGUGAACCUCAAGUCGCCAUUCAAAGUCCGAUGGAUGGAAAAGUGCAAUGACGCCCACAUUGCUGCACUGCGUAUCAUGAUGAGAGAUACUCUGAGUCGAGCUGUUGCUUCGAGAGAAUAUGAUUUCCAGCCUGCAAGUCCAGAAAUUGGCCAGUUGAUGAGCGCUUUGUUGAUGGCUGCGAUGUCCAAACUCGCUGCUAUGAGAACUACGGCUCCAACACGUACAGUCAAAGCCGAAGAUACUAUCACGAAGCUGAUGCGCGGACUAUUCGGUAACCUUCUGACAACGGCAGGCUCCGGAGUACGACCAUUGAGUAUGGUAUGGCAACUUUUUGGGCUCGAGCCUAAACUCGAGGUUCCUUCGACAGCUGUCGCUUGGAGCUGGUACGAAUUUGUGGUCAAACUGUAUCCUUUCAGUGGAUGGCCUGAGGCGCAAUUCAAGCUCAAUUUGGAGAAGCUGCUCGAAAAAGCUCUUCUUGCCGUCAUCACGAAGAAUGAGAAUACCGAAAAGAUCAAGGCAUCUCGAAUGGAUUGGAUGGUAAAAUACUGCCAGCUUCGGAACAUUCAACUAGAGCAUUCCCGAACGUUCGUCACCAUCUUUAUUCGCCUGAUGAAUGUGGAAAACGAGACCGAACGAAUGGAAAUCGCAACUCGUCUCCUGGCUGCUCUUCCACCUCGUCUCGAGAAACAGUCUCAAUCUUACACGAGCAUGAUGCGGUACAUCAAAUACAUUGCCUCGACUGGCCAACGCCGUGAAGGUCAUGACAUUGUUGUCGUUAGCGUCUAUCUUAAGCGGUCUGCAGUAUUCAAAAGCCUCAAACAAGCGGUUGCAAGUGCAUGCAAAGCCGAAAACUACGCCGAAAUCAAGAAACACUGCCAAGCGCUGAUGGAUAAGUUCCAGGAAAUUGCAGAAACCUGGGACUUGCAGAACGCAAAUCUUAUCAUGCAGAACGCAAAGGCCUAUCGAGGACUGCUCGACUGCAACACCGGUGAUGAUGUUGAUGAAGCAACCAAGACUCAACGCAAAGAUUUCAUGAAGCAGGUCAUCAGCGAUGCGGAGAAGUCAAGAGUCCCUUGGCAAGUCGGUAAGGAAGGAGAGUUUGGAGACGACACCGAGCCUCUCGACGAGGCGUUUCUUCAUGAAAUCAUGACUGGCGAGAAAGCACCAGUUACCGCUCUCCAACCUACUUUUGAGUCGAUGACUGUACAACAGCCACAGGGUAUGGCGCAGUUCGCUGCCCUCGUGAACGCCGAUUUCAUCACGAAGAUGGACAACGCAAUCACCCCACAGGACGUUUGUAAAAUCAUGAAUGUGCCUAUGUCGGCAAUGCGGGUCUUUGCUGAAUCUCUGAACCCUGCGUUCGAUUGGGACAAGGAUCUUGAGGUUAACUUCAAGAACAUCGUCGUUGCGCUUCUGACGGAUCGGAAGGAGAGGGAGAAACAGAAACCGAUUCGAAAGCUGUUUAACAUGGAUCAAGAGGUUUUGAUGUUGGAUAAGGGAGUUGGUGAUGGGAAGUAGAUUGUGGGUUUGUUAGUAAGUAGGAGUUCGGGAGUCGUUGUUUUAGCAUGCGUUCUUGUUGUAGGUUCAGAGUUAGAGCUCUGGGCAAUAGCGAAUUCGAGAUUAUGGAGAUUGAAGUUUGAGAUACCAGGUCUCCUUGUCGUGCCGUCGCGCUGAUUAUCUCU
Mollisia scopiformis is the source of this 4386-nucleotide messenger RNA. RefSeq lists its product as uncharacterized. Lineage: Eukaryota; Fungi; Ascomycota; Leotiomycetes; Helotiales; Mollisiaceae. The transcript is spliced from 4 exons. The coding region runs from base 365 to 4222 and encodes 1285 amino acids. The record is from RefSeq and is a predicted model, not a curated record.